This is a messenger RNA of Rhinolophus ferrumequinum (greater horseshoe bat), 5037 nucleotides long. It is a transcript of the gene ADPRH, whose product is annotated as ADP-ribosylarginine hydrolase. Bases 459 to 1547 code for a protein of 362 amino acids. The transcript has 4 exons. Gene Ontology annotation, molecular function: magnesium ion binding; ADP-ribosylarginine-[protein] hydrolase activity. Lineage: Eukaryota; Metazoa; Chordata; Mammalia; Chiroptera; Rhinolophidae. Gene Ontology annotation, biological process: protein de-ADP-ribosylation. The record is from RefSeq and is a predicted model, not a curated record.
CUUUUCCCGGUGUUUGUAUCCUUACAGGUUUACAACAACACAGAAGAGACACGCGAGUCACCAACGAGAACUUCCGGGUUCCGGAGUCCGGACUUUCUGAGAGGCGAGGAGCUUCUCGGGGCCCUUCUGAGCCCGGGGCCCGCUCAUGCCGGCCCAGGAGGCCGCCGCAGUGCCGGGAAGCCGCUCGCGAGACCACAGAAGUCGCACGGAGUUGGCCAAGCGGAAGGCGCCGAGGCACUCUUCCCGCGGCGGUUGAAUCUGGGCGCUGUCCCCAAGCGAGGCGACAGGACUUCAGCCCUGUCUUGCGCAAAGCUGGGCCCCGGCGGGUCCGCAACGUACCUCCUGCACGCCGUGUGCAGCCAGGCCUCUCCCCCCCGCCCCGGAAGACCCCGCGCCCGGCCUCGCCCAAGUCCACCACUCGUCACGGCCACCAGUUUCCCCCCAAAGACAGCCUCACCAUGUGUGGCGGAUUGAUCGAGAGGUAUGUGGCUGCCAUGGUGCUGAGUGCAGCUGGAGAUGCCUUGGGGUACUUCAACGGGAAGUGGGAGUUCCUCAGGCAUGGAGAGAUGAUUCACCAGCAGCUGGGCCAGCUUGGUGGCUUGGACGCCAUAGAUGUGGAGAGGUGGAGCGUCAGCGAUGACACAGUGAUGCACCUGGCCACUGCAGAAGCUCUCGUGGAAGCUGGGAAAGUCUUGGACUUGGCUCGACUGUAUGCCCUCCUUGCUAAGCAUUACCAAGACUGCAUGGGAGACAUGGACGGCCGGGCACCAGGUGACACCUGCAUGCAUAACGCCAUGCUGCUGAAGCCAGACCAAGCCGAGGGCUGGAGGGUUCCCUUUAACAGCCAUGAGGGCGGCUGCGGGGCUGCUAUGCGGGCCAUGUGCAUCGGUCUCCGGUUCCCUCAUCACAGUCAGCUGAAUACACUGAUCCAGGUCAGCAUUGAGAGCGGCCGGAUGACCCACCACCACCCCACAGGCUACCUGGGAGCCCUUGUGUCUGCUCUUUUUACAGCCUAUGCUGUGAAUGGCAAGCCUCCUUUGCAGUGGGGAAAAGGACUGAUGGAGGUGCUACCAGAAGCUAAAAAGUACAUUGAGCAAUCAGGCUACUUCGUGGAGAAGAACCUGCAACACUGGUUCUACUUCCAAGACCAAUGGGAAAAGUACCUAAAACUUAGGGGGAUUUUGGAUGGCAAAUCAGCCCCUACCUUCCCCAAGCCCUAUGGAGUGAAGGAGAGGGAUCAGUUCUACACCUCCGUGAGCUACCAAGGCUGGGGUGGCAGUAGUGGACACGAUGCCCCCAUGAUUGCCUACGAUGCCAUCUUGGCUGCAGGAGACUCCUGGAAGGAGCUUGCCCACCGAGCGUUUUUCCAUGGUGGAGACAGUGAUUCUACAGCUGCCAUUGCUGGCUGCUGGUGGGGAGUUAUGUAUGGUUUUAAAGGCGUGAAUCCCUCCAACUACGAGAAACUAGAAUACAGAUACCGGCUGGAAGAGACAGCUAGGGCUUUAUAUUCUCUUGGGUCAAAGGAAGAUACUGUAAUUGACCUUUAGGAAGAUGUGAUGUUCAUUUCUGGUGGUUUCUCCUCUUGUGUAGUGCCUUUUCUGCUCAGUUUCUUUUUCUUCCAAAGGCAAGAGUCUUAACUUCAUAUUCAGGGACUUUUGAGAUAAUAAAUCCCUUGGGCAACUGAAACUCCGUCUUUCCAGGCUCAUCCUGUUCUCCCUGAAUCUCUCCAUCUUCUUAUCCUGAGGAGUCCUUAUCUCAGUGGAUGGGGUCAGCGUCUCCCAAGCUAGAAAUCUCAUGGCCUCCUGUUUGAGUUUUCGUUUUCAUCAGCUAAUCUUUCAGGAAGUUUUUUCUGUUGUUUCAAAUGUAGACUCAACAGUGAUUUGAGCACAAGUAGUUUAUUUGGGAGGCGAUUCCAGGGAGUACUGGGAGGAGCAUGGGGAAGUGAGACAGGGAAGGAAGUGGAGCCAGUACAAGGUGCGUUCAUGAGCAGGUUACCACUGUCGGCAACUGGGUCCUCUUUGUAAGGCACUCCUCAUGGCUGUCCCACCUGAGGGACACGUGAACCUGGUUAUUUAUAUCCACUGCCGUCCAUCUGACAUCGGUGGUCCUCAGUGCCAAGUCCCUGGCGCUCCUAAGCUUGUCUCUUGUGUAAGCCAAACAUGAAUGUCUUCAAGUAAAGACUCAGAGAUGCUUGCAGUAGCAAGCCGUAGGGAGCAUGGGAACAGCGAGCAGUAUAUGUAGGGUCCCAACAGCAUCCGCUACAUGGUUCUACCUCCUAAACAUCCUUUAAAUCAAUCACCCUUUUGCCUUCUUGCACCAUGUAUUUUUCAUCUGGAUUUCUGCAAUCCAGGAUACUCAGGUCUGGGGAGAUGCUUCUCCUAGCGGCGCUCUACUUACUGGACAUGGCACUUAACAUAUCAUUAGGUUGUUGUUGCCUAUUUGCUUGUCUUUAUUCUCCUCUAGGCAGAACCUAGUGCACAGGAGAUACCUAAUCAGUAUAUAUUAAAUGAAUGUUGUUGAUUAGCCUCCUAGCUGGUGCUUCUAACUCCAGUCUUGCCUUCUUCGUUGCCCUCCAGAGUUAUCUUUACAAAUAAAAAAUUGAUCAUGCUGAACUUCUAAUCGUAUUCAAUGAACACAUCACCCCCUUUCUUUAUUUCUUGAUGCCCUUCCCUCUCCUUUUUCUCCUGGUAAGUUCGUACUUAUCCUGCAAGCCCCAGCUCAGGUAGAACCUCCUAGAUGAAACCUGCUCUGGUUGCUCAGGCAUGUGUCUGCUUUCUCUUCACUGUGCUCACAGCCCUCUGUGCCUAGCUGUCACUACACUAUCCUGUUGUAUGGUGAUUGUGUGUCUUCUGUGGCACCCUCAGGCUCCUUGUAGUGGAGAAUUGUGCCUUAUUCUCUUUGUGGCUUCUCUGCCUGGCGCCUGAGAGACAUUCAGCAAAUGUUUACUCUGGAAGUUCAAGUUGUAUUGAUGUGAAUGCUGUCAACAUGCAGUUCUACCUCUUCCCUAUGUCCUCUUUUUUAUGGUUGCCAGGAGCAACCUGGCCAAGAUGCACUGUAAGAAAUGAAGAGUUUGAUGCCUUAACCGUGCCUAUGUGCUGACUGAAAUGAGCCAAGGCUCUUAACUCUGUAUUUGAAGUAGGACUCCAGCAAAGGCAUGGGAUUUCCAAUUCUUUCGUAUGUAAAAACAUGUCUGUUUUUCUGGCUCAAAAAAGUCUCAUGUGUAUUUAUUUACUUCAGAAAACAGACAUGUCAUUUUAUAUAUUACAACUAUGUAGGACAACAGAUGCUUCAGUGGGACAACCAAUCAAAACUGUAGACUUUUAGGGGUGGUGGGUUACAAUUCACAGAACAUAGUAAUCUCUUAAAUUCAGAUGUCUUGAAAGACUCCUUUGCAUAAAUAUUUUGAGGACAGUUUUGGAAUAAUAGAAAACAGUAUAUACAUUUUAACACAAGAUUCCUAAGCAGAAGAUUAAGAUGGAGAAUAUUGGGCAGGACUGUUUUCAAUUUCCCACUUGAUAAGAACUGAGUUCAUAAUGCAGAAUAGUAUGUGCUUUUCUGUAGCUAUAGAAGAAGAGAAAACAUUUUCUCGUCUUGCUGAGGUUUCUUUUACCAGUAGUUAGGAAUGCCUGCAUUUUCAAGGCAGAGCACUAGAAUUCUACUAAUACUGACUAAACAGCAGACCUGAGACGCUUGGAUCUUACAAUAUGGAAAAGGGCAGAAGAGUAUUUUAACAAGUGGAAUCUGAGGCAUGACCGCUGUGUAACUGGUUUGGUGAAUGGUCUCAAUUUAGUGAGAAGCAAACAUGAAAUGAUUUUAUUUUUAUUUACUACCUUCAUACAUAUUCUUUUCCUGUCCUUUAGAAUCAUCAUAGGAAGAUCACAUAGUUUUUUUGGUCUUUGGCGGAGGGAGGCAGUAUUACUAACCCAGUCUAUCUCAGUCUAGUUUUUAAAAUUUCAGCUUUGUUGAGGUAUAAUUGACAUAGACAAAAAUUUAAAGUCUACAUUGUGGUGAUUUGAUAAAUGUGUACAUUGUGAAAGGAUUUCCUCCAUCUAGUUAAUUAACACAUCCAUCACCUCACAUAUUUAUCUUAUUUAUGUGUGCGGUAGAACAUUUUAGUUCUACUCUCAGCAAAUUGCAGUUAUACAAUAUAGUGUUAAUCAGUUAUAGUCACAUUUUAUGUCAGAUCCUUAGACUUACUUAUCUUAUAGCUGAAAGUUUGUAUACUUUUGCCAACCUCUCCCUAUUUCCCCCAGCUACUGGCAACCACUUUACUCUUUUUCUAUGAGUUUGACUUUAAAAAAUUCCACCUAUAAAUGAUACCAUGCAGUGUUUGUCUUUCUUGUCUGGCAUAUCUUACUUGUCAUAAUAACCUCAAAAUCCGUCCAUGUUGUUGAAAAUGGUGGGAUUUCCUUCUUUCUCAAGGUUGAAUAAUAUGUCAUUAUAUAUAGAUGAAUGGAUAAGUAAAAUAGGAGAAUGUAUAUAUAUUCUUCUAUUUUAUCCAUUCAUCUGUUGACAGACACUUGGGUUGUUUCCAUAUCUUGGCUAUUGUGAAAAUGCUGCCAUGAACAUCAGGGUGCGAAUAUCUCUUCAAGAGCCUCUUUUCAUUUCCUUUGGAUAAAUACCCAGAAGUGGGAAUGUCAGGCCAGUUUAAUCAGUUCUAAAACUUUAGUGUCAGGCCCUCCUUCCUCCCCUUCACAGUCGGUCCUGGGCCCAAGAGACUUAGAGGAGAAAUGGGGACAUGGACACCUCUUCUUUUCCUCCCCUCCCUCUUCUGGGGCUCCUGUCUCCUCUCCAGUGUUGGCCCUGAGACCAGCCUCACGGGUGGAGCCCUUGCAGGAUAUGCUCAAGCCAGCCACCUUCUGAGGGGUCCACUCGGCCUAAGGGAUACCCAUCCUUCCUGCUCACAUUCUCCAGUGGCAAUGCAGGCUUCCCCACCUGCCGCUGUCUUUAUCAGCUGGAGGCCCUCCCUCGUUUGGCUUGUGAGGGGUAAGGAAGAGCACCACCUUCCCUCCCCAUUCAGUAAGGGAAGGGAAAACU